AGAAAGAGGAGAUAAGAAGGGAGCAGGCGGAGGACCUGUGAGGAACUGAAAGCAGAGGAGAGCGGCUGAGGGGAAAGGGAGGAGCACCAAGCAGACAGCAGGGUUACACAUGAGAAGUCUCAGAAGGAAUUAAAACUGAGCACAGAGAGGGAGCAGAGAAGGGAAGGAACAGGUAAAGUUGGUCGGGGUAGGUUUCAGUCUUACACAUCCUGACUAAUUGCCAGGUUUUCGUUUCCUCGGCGUGGUGAGAGAAAGCAAACAGAAAGCAAGAAAGGCAGCAAACAAAAAGAAACCACGGGACUAGAAAGCAGAAGUAACAAGGCGAGGGGGGGGGGAAGACACAGCGGUUGAACGGUCACACAUAAAGUGAGGAAGAGAGAGAGAAGAAGGAGAGCGGAGGAGUGUGAGCAGUGCAGCGAGGUGGUAGCGUAAGAAAACAAGAGGAGACUCAUUGACAGGCAGGACGGACUUAAAUCCACGGACUGCUGACAUCAGCAAAAACAAAGGAAGAGGAGCCUCAGGAAAGAGGUCACUGGCGUCCAGCAGCGGUGGAGCUCGCCUGUGGGCGUCUGCUAUGCAACCGAGACCAGGGAGAUAGACAGAUUCAAGCUCAGGCAAAGUUCACACAGGCAGACCUCACUCUAACAGUACCAUGUUGGUGAAAGAGUACCGCAUAUGUAUGCCACUGACUGUGGAUGAGUACAAGAUCGGGCAGCUGUAUAUGAUCAGCAAGCACAGCUGUGAGCAGAGCGGUGGGGGAGAAGGCGUGGAAGUGGUGAGAAAUGAGUCGAACGUUCACCCCCAGCACGGCCCGGGACAAGUGACCGAGAAGCGGAUCUACCUCAGCAGUAAACUGCCGUCCUGGGCGCAAGCGUUUGUCCCGCGAAUCUUCUACGUGACGGAAAAGGCCUGGAACUUCUACCCGUACACCAUCACAGAGUACUCACUAUCGUUCCUCCCCAAGUUCAGCAUCCGCAUUGAGACGAGAUUCGAGAACAACAACGGCGAUAACGACAACGUGUUUGGGGACACGCCGACCCCAGCGGAGAGUGUGAGUUUCCUGGAUAUCCUGAAUGACCCCAUCCCUGAAAAGCACUACAAAGAGGAGGAGGACCUGAGUCGCUGGCAGUCAAAUAAAACUGGCAGAGGGCCUCUGGAGGAGAGCUGGAGAGACGACCACAAGCCCAUCAUGUGCUCCUAUAAGAAGGUGCAGUGCAGCUUUGAGGUCUACGGCUUUCAGACCAGGACUGAGGAGUUCAUACACAGAAACAUCAGGGACAUUCUUCUGGUCGGCCACAGGCAGGCGGUAGCAUGGGUAGACGAAUGGCACGGGCUGAGUUUGGAUGAGGUGAGAGAGUACGAGCACAUGAUGCAGGAGAAGACCAACAGCAAAGUCAAAUCCAGCCAGAACAACCCAGGGCCACCAGCAGCCUCUCGUCCUCCGUUCUCUCGCUCCAUCUCGGUGACAGAUGAGCGCUCCCUGAAGAAGAUGGGAGUGACGACUGUGUCCAUGCCUGACCCUUCAGUGUCCUCAGUGCCACACUGCCCCAUGCGCCUGCACUCCACCCCUGAAUGAUGCUACACACAUGGCUACGCACACAGCUCCUCAAACAAACACACACACACACAUACACACAGAUCGAGCACUCUGCACAAUUCAAACACACAGAAACCCACAGUCAGCACUUACCAGAGUCAUGUUACCUCUCAAAUACACACAGUCCCAGAGUGGCAUGAUCCGUAAAGCACCAGCUCAACAUUUUGGGUAAAGACCUUGUUUGUUUAUAGAUGAGCAGAUCAUUGCCACUUAAUAUAAACCUACAGCCAGCAACUGGUUAGCUUAGCUUAACAGGGGGGGGGGGGGGGGGGGG
This is a messenger RNA of Pleuronectes platessa (European plaice), 1871 nucleotides long. It is a transcript of the gene pitpnc1b, whose product is annotated as phosphatidylinositol transfer protein cytoplasmic 1b. Gene Ontology annotation, biological process: phospholipid transport. The coding region runs from base 653 to 1576 and encodes 307 amino acids. The record is from RefSeq and is a predicted model, not a curated record. The transcript has 10 exons. NCBI's taxonomy places the organism in Eukaryota, Metazoa, Chordata, Actinopteri, Pleuronectiformes, Pleuronectidae. Gene Ontology annotation, molecular function: phosphatidylinositol binding; phosphatidylinositol transfer activity. Gene Ontology annotation, cellular component: cytoplasm.